This is a messenger RNA of Python bivittatus (Burmese python), 1913 nucleotides long. It is a transcript of the gene PSMB1, whose product is annotated as proteasome 20S subunit beta 1. Gene Ontology annotation, cellular component: cytoplasm; nucleus; proteasome core complex. NCBI's taxonomy places the organism in Eukaryota, Metazoa, Chordata, Lepidosauria, Squamata, Pythonidae. The record is from RefSeq and is a predicted model, not a curated record.
CGCUGUGACGAGCGAGGGCGGCCGGCGCCGGGUGGUGGCAACGGCCUCUCCGCUUCUGGUUCCACCAUCUUGCUGUGAAUCAGCAUCGAGCGAGGAAGCGGUGGAUUCGGAGCAACGAUGCUGUCGGCCGCUGCCUACGUUGAUCCUGGGCUCGGGUUGCACGGAGAGGUUAGACACGGCUCUGCGGUGCAGCAUCGCUUCUCCCCUUAUACCUUCAAUGGCGGGACCAUAUUGGCAAUUGCUGGUGAAGACUUUGUUGUUGUCGCCUCAGACACCCGACUGAGUGAAGAAUAUGCAAUUCACAGCCGGAACAGCCCUAAAUGUUACAAGCUGACAGAAACAACAGUUAUUGGCUGCAGUGGAUUUCAUGGAGACUGUCUUACACUUACUAAAAUCCUCGAAGCAAGGUUGAAGAUGUACAAACAUUCCAAUAACAAGACCAUGAGUUCAGGCGCUAUUGCAGCCAUGCUUUCUACAAUUCUGUAUUCCCGACGCUUCUUCCCUUAUUAUGUUUACAACAUAAUUGGUGGAUUGGAUGAGGAAGGGAAGGGUGCAGUGUACAGUUUUGAUCCAGUAGGAUCCUACCAGAGAGAUAGUUUUGUAGCUGGUGGAUCAGCUAGUGCCAUGCUGCAGCCCCUGCUGGACAAUCAGGUUGGCCUCAAGAACAUGCAGGGUGUGGAACAAGUGUCUUUGUCUUUGGAAAAGGCUUUGCAGCUGGUAAAGGAUGUCUUCGUUUCUGCUGCAGAAAGAGAUGUAUAUACAGGAGAUUCACUAAAGAUCUGCAUUAUCAGAAAAGAUGGAAUUAAAGAGGAAACCUUUUCAUUGAGAAGAGAUUAAUCACUGCACUGUUCAGUUAAAAUGUUUGGUCUCUAACAGUCAUUUUUAUGCAGAUUGUUACUGGUAACAUGUUAACAUUUGAUGGAUUAAAAUAAGGAAUCAAAAGAAAUAACGCUUCAUUGUUAAUGUUUCAUGGCAUGUGCUACAAGUAGAAUUUGAGUUACAUGAUCUUAGUUUGUGGAGAUAAUUCAUUUGUAAAAUCUAAAAUGUUAUUAUUUGAUGCAGGAUAAAAGGAAUUUCUUAAAGGUCACAGGAUUAGCCCAUGAUGUAUUUUUGUAGGUAGGCUGGCUGGGAAUUCUGGAAAUCCCAACAUUUCUGGAGGGCACCCUGUUGUGGCUGCUCCUUCUUAAAAGCAGCCAUGCCAACUAUGAUGUUAAAUACAUCUUUAUAUAUAACAAGCAUUUUUUAAAAACUGAAAUAGUAGCAGCUGAGGAACUGACAUUUCUUGGUAUCAGUUCAUUUAUUAAAAAAAAAAGAUGGAUGCCAUGUAGUUUUCCUGUCAACAAUAUACAGUAGAAGUGAUUUGCCAUUGCAUUGCCUUCUGGGAUUUUUUUUUUUAAUUUCCUGGUCUAAACUACAGUCCUGGUAUUCCUUACUGGGCUCCCAUCUAAGUAACUAAUCAGGCCUGACCCCACAUAGCUUCUAAGCAUAGAUGUCAACCAGAUGAUGCCGCUUGCUGAGACUACCAAUGGAUAAUUCCUCUCAAAUGCAGACUGCCUUCUUUGAAAAUGAUUCAGAGGAAGUGCUUUAGAAUGUGUGAGUGCAGUGUCUUUCUAUUAUCUAUCUCUCUUUUAGGCUUUUACAGGAGCCUAAAUAAUGAUGUGGCAACUUUAAUUAGUAGUAUAGAGAAAAGGUGCUAUGAUGUGGUUCAGCACUUCUCCUGAAUCAUUUUCAAAGAAUGCAUUGCCCUACAGAAUAGCACCUUCAGAAGAUAAGUUUGCAUUUUAAAAUGUUGUAUCUGGUUGGCUCAGAAUAUUUACAUUUUAAGGUCUCUAGUAUACCUGUCUUUCCAUGAAAUAUCCUCUCAGUUCAUGGGCAAGAUUAAAAUAAAAAAAGAGAAAUUUGUGUAAGCUUAA